AUGGCCAGCGCCACGUAUCUCAGCCGGAACGACAACGCGGUGCUGGGCGCACUGUUUGAUCCGGAGUCAUCCUUAUCAAACAGCACACCAGUGGCAGAUACAUUGCCAAGCAACUUCAGCUCAACCGAACUGCAAGACAUACUGGAAACAGAGCGAAGAGCGCUCCUGCCACUGAACGUAGAGCGACCGUCGGAAGACACUAUCGCGACUUCGAUCUCGGAUCUCGACACUAUUAUCGAGCAGUGGCCAGAGUAUGCCUCGGCAUGGAACAAUCGUGCGCAAACGCGCCGGAUGCUGUUUGAAAUUCAGACAUUACACCAAGAGAUCGAAGCCCUGCGCCUGAUUAUGGGCGAUCUGUCUCAGGCCAUUGCUCUUGCAACUCCUCAGAAUCCUUCAUCGCCUGUGCCGGCUGCACAUGCCAAAGUCCUGGCAUCGGCGCACACCCAUCGCGGGUAUUUGUUGUACGCUGCGUCCAAGUCUGAGGACCUAGCUACGGCCAUGACUUCUUCGAUACAGAGUCUGGAAGGACUGGACUCAGAGCAACUGGAAGAGAGAGCCAGCCACGACUUCUCUCUGGGUGGGCGCUAUGGCAACGAUAUGGCCAGACAGCUAGCAGUCAGGACGAAUCCAUAUGCAAAGCUUUGCGGCAGCAUCGUCAAGGAGGCUAUGCAGAAGGAGGUGAUGGACUACAACAUGCAGAUCCAUGGUAUGAAGCCGGCGUUGUAG
Molecule: messenger RNA, 726 nt
Organism: Cyphellophora attinorum
Lineage: Eukaryota; Fungi; Ascomycota; Eurotiomycetes; Chaetothyriales; Cyphellophoraceae
Exons: 1
Coding region: 1-726 (241 amino acids)
Biological process (GO): cilium assembly
Source: RefSeq, a predicted model, not a curated record